This is a messenger RNA of Vicia villosa (hairy vetch), 703 nucleotides long. RefSeq names its product EPIDERMAL PATTERNING FACTOR-like protein 2. The transcript is spliced from 4 exons. Bases 1 to 639 code for a protein of 212 amino acids. Lineage: Eukaryota; Viridiplantae; Streptophyta; Magnoliopsida; Fabales; Fabaceae. The record is from RefSeq and is a predicted model, not a curated record. Gene Ontology annotation, biological process: guard cell differentiation; stomatal complex development.
AUGACAGAAUUUCAGUCUCACUGCCUUCUCUGCUCUCUCUCUCUUUCUAUCCUCUCCCACACACACACACGUACAUAUACUGUUCCAUUUCUACCAUAUCUCAUUUAUUUCUCUCCCAUCAACUUUUCAUCUCAAUAUAUAUUUACACUCAAAACAAUAGUAUUAACUGCUCCUUUCUUCUGCCUCUUCUGCUUCUUUACUUUACACACAUACCCUGAGAAAAUUAACAUUACUAGUAAAAUGAGUCUCCACAGUUCCCACAAAUAUAGCCAAAAAUUCAUCUUCAUUUCCCUCAUUCUCUUUGCUUCUUCUUCUUUCUUCUCUCCUUCCAUUUUCAUGGCUCAAGGAAGAACAAUUUCCAAUCUCAAUGAAGUUGCAAAGAAUGGUGUGGAAGAACAUGAAUCAAUUAUAGUAGAAAAAUUUCAAAUAGGGUCAAGACCUCCAAAGUGUGAAAAAAGAUGCAAAAGCAAAAGCUGUAUCCAAUGUGAAGCAGUUCAAGUACCUAUUGUACCAUCUAAAGUUCAAAGCCAUAGAAGCCAUUAUUAUUCAGCAGCUUAUUCAUCAAGAGGGGAUGGUCUUUCAAACUACAAACCUAUAAGCUGGAAGUGCAAAUGUGGGGACAACUUUUUCAACCCCUAGUUGACUCAAAAAAUGGAGAACAUCACCAUUUUUAUUUAUUUUUGAAUUAUUAAAUUCUUCAACC